AUGGAAACAGUGACAGUAGUUAGAACAAUAAAUACAAUAGUUCCUGGAUCAAUACAGAAUAGAGUAAAAGUAAAUACACUACCUUCAAUAGGAUUAUCAGAAAAUUAUGAAGCACAACCCACACGUAAUGAUGCCAUAAGAACAAUAGAAGACAAUUCUCUAAGUAAUUGUUAUAAUAUGCUAUUAAAGAAAUUUAAUAAAUCAGCAGAAGUGAUUAAAUAUGCCUUAGAAAGUACAUUUUGCUUUCUAGUAUUUAGUAGAAAUACGCCCACUAGAAGGUACAAUAAAGCAAUUUUAAAAACAGUAAGUUAUUAA
Messenger RNA from Hepatospora eriocheir, 315 nucleotides. The record is from the annotation of a GenBank genome assembly. Lineage: Eukaryota; Fungi; Microsporidia; Hepatosporidae.